This is a messenger RNA of Monoraphidium neglectum, 675 nucleotides long. RefSeq lists its product as hypothetical. NCBI's taxonomy places the organism in Eukaryota, Viridiplantae, Chlorophyta, Chlorophyceae, Sphaeropleales, Selenastraceae. The coding region runs from base 1 to 675 and encodes 224 amino acids. The transcript is spliced from 2 exons. The record is from RefSeq and is a predicted model, not a curated record.
AUGCGCGACGCGUUUGUGGCGGCGCCGGAGCUCGUUGAGGCGUACGGCGCGCAGCAGCUGCCCGCGCUGCUGGACGCACCUCCGUCGGACGGCGCGGCGCCGCAGGAGGGGGACGGCGCGCGGAAGCAGCCGUUCUCCGACCGCGUCAAUGCGCUGUUUAGUAAGAGGAUGACGUCACUGCGCCGCGACCUCGCACACGUCAGCGACCUCAUGCGCGACUCGCUCACGCCCGGCGGCCGCGCCAGCGACCCAGGGGCCGCGGCCGCAGCCGCCGCCGCCGAGGCCGCGGGCGGCGGCCGUGGCCCCGGCGCGGCGCGGGCGGCGGCCGCGGAUGCAGGCACGGAGCUGUCUUCGUUCCGCUCCGGGCCCAGCGCUUCUCAGGGCCCGUCCUCCGCCGUGCCGCCGCCCUUCGACCCCGAGGCCCCGCUUCUGCCGCCUGCAUCUUCCGCGGCCGGCGGCGCUGCCGAGCCGCGCGCGCCCCCCGCAGGGCCGGCGCCCGCCGAGGCGGUUUCGGGCGCCCCACGCAAGCCAGCUGGCGGCGCGGCGGCAGACGAGCGAGCAGUAGCAAGCAGGCUGGAGGGCGGCCUGGAGGAGGCGCACGGCGGCGGCCGGGGGUUGGCUGUUGAUGAUGUCAAGAUAGCAGCGCUCGCAGGGGAGGUGGAGCCGGGGCGGUGA